Sitodiplosis mosellana (orange wheat blossom midge) is the source of this 1499-nucleotide messenger RNA. Its product is annotated as antigen 5 like allergen Cul n 1-like. NCBI's taxonomy places the organism in Eukaryota, Metazoa, Arthropoda, Insecta, Diptera, Cecidomyiidae. The record is from RefSeq and is a predicted model, not a curated record. Bases 117 to 1187 code for a protein of 356 amino acids. The transcript has 6 exons.
AUUUUCCGUCAGUCAUCGUUCGUACUAAAGAAAAUAGAGAGCUAUCUCUUUGUCAAUAGUGAAUUCAAAAAUUUUGUUCAAUUCUAGUGAAACAAAUUGUUGGAUUUUUAUCAAUAAUGAAUUUUAAGAGUGCAAUUGUCCUCUGCUUGGCGAUUGGAGCAGCGGUGGCUGUCGAUUAUUGUGGAAAAAUGAGAUGCGCCAAAAAACCACAUGUCGCAUGUAAUAGUCCUGCUGCAAAUAAAGGUUGGGGACCUGACUGCUCGUCAGACAAAGCAUUGGUCAAUAUUACACCAGAGCUCCAGCAACGAAUCCUUGAUAUACACAAUAAGCUGCGAAAUCAACAAGCUGCUGGAAAAACACCAAACUAUGGUCCAGGAUCGCGUAUGGGAACACUCGUUUGGGAUGAUGGGCUAGCUGAGAUGGCCGAAUAUAAUGCACGGCUAUGUAAAUAUGGUCACGAUAAAUGCAGAAACACUGAGGAUUGGUAUCCGGCCGGACAAAAUAUCGCAAAGGGAGGUGGCAUGACCGAUGACAAGGAAAUCAUUGAGAAAUUGGUUCCAGCAUGGUUUGAAAUGGAAGCACAAAACGGUGGUCAAUAUGGUUGGAUGAAAAUGAUUGAGAAGUUCCAAGGCAUUGGAACAUCUCACGAUCCCAAAAAAGAAAUUGGUCACUUCACUCAAUUCGUCGGACAAGAUGCAACGGUUGUGGGCUGUGCUGGUUCAAAAUACACUGAUGGCGAAGGACAGCAAGCAAUCUUAGUGUGCAACUAUGGGUUCGGAAAUAUGCAGAAUACGUACAUCUAUGAAGCUGGACCAGCCGCAUCGAAAUGUAAAACCGGAACAAAUCCUGAUUACCCCGCUCUUUGCUCGGUAAAUGAAGAUUACACCGAAGAUUUGAAAAAACGAUCUGCAUGGGACUUCAAACCAACUGUCAAACCCGGAGGUGGAGUCAGCUGGAAUACACCCGGUGGUUGCGAUGAAGAUCCAACAGGAGAAUGCCAGAGAAUGAAUUCAGAUCCGGGAACAUUUUUCAAAGAUUAUUUGAAACCAAAGGGACCAACUGAAACUAAAGUCACAAUCGGACCCAAUGGAGAAGUCAUGUUUGAAUUCCCUGGCGACUGCGACCAAGAUUGUCAAGAGAAAGCACAGCAAGAUUUCAUCGCAUCUCAUCCAGAAUAUGGAAAAUAAUGAUUUUCUUUCGAUCUAUGACAACCCUGAUUUUGAUGACAAUGAGAAAAUUUUGCACAAGCACCCUAUCACACAUUUUUAUAAACAUAAAGCAUUUCCUUUUUCAAUUAGUCGAAAUUUCAUCUAAAACUUGAAAUCGUAUACACCAGCAUGCAAUUCUACACCAAAACCUCUUUUAGAAAAUUCUAGCUAGCCAAAACUAUUUAUCAAGUAGAAACCAUUAAAAAAGUUUCACAUCGACAUUUGGUUUGCUGACCAAAAACACUUAUAUUCGGAAUAAAAUGCAAGAGAAAAAAACCAUUUGGGCGUUUC